This is a messenger RNA of Acanthoscelides obtectus, 905 nucleotides long. Lineage: Eukaryota; Metazoa; Arthropoda; Insecta; Coleoptera; Chrysomelidae. The record is from the annotation of a GenBank genome assembly.
CACUGUUUUAUCACUCAUCCGCAAUUAAUGUUUUCUCCUAAAACGUACGGCUGCUUUGGACACAGGUUCUAAAAAUAAUCUUAACUUUACCAGCUUAAAAAUAGAUAUUUUGAUGUAGCGCAACUCGUACAGUUAUGCCACCCGCAACUUCACAAAACGUUGACUUUUUCCUAGAAUAAAACGACUACGAUGCGAGAUCAUAAAUAAUGAAAUUUUCGCAAAGUUACUAGUGAAUCGCUAAAGUGGAGAAAUAUCGAUUAGGAUCCAAUAGAGACUCAACCUACAACCAGAGCAGAUAUGAAAAACCGGAUACGCAAUGCAAUACGUAACAUACCGAGAGCCGAAGUUCAAGCUGCAGUUUUGUCUACUCAUGACAAGUUUCAGGAGUUCAUAGAGCGUGAUGGGCAAGCAGAUACAAAAAUGGACGUGGACACUGAUCUGAUGUUCGAAUGUCUGAUCUAUCUCAAUGCAUUCUAUUUUCCUGUAUUUGGCAUAUGUGAAACAAUUAUGACAGCAGCGAAGUAUAACAGUAUUGUAGAUACUCCAGACAUAGUUCAAGAUGCAGCAGUUGCAUUCACAAAGCUGUCAGCAGAACUAAUCAAGAUGGUCAUAUAUAAACGAUUCAAAAAUGUUCGAAGAAAAAUCACCACCGCCAUUGUAGUUUUCUUCACCUUCGUCACAUUUGCAGCCCUAAUAUACCAGUUGUUUUUACAAAAGCCAAUAAUGAGUGAAGGGGCACAUAGCGGACAACCAAGAACUUUAACCAAGCAUGCCAAUUGAGGCUGUUGUGGGCAUGCCAGGAAGCUUUUUUAUCUGACGGAGAAAAAUGCAUUUGCAUUGCAUAUCUGUAUCUUGAAGUUGCACUUUGCAUCUCUGAAAGUAGGGAUGUAGGAAUAAAUAAAAAU